GGCAUACGACACAGACCCUUUGGAAUUUUCUCCCCGCGCAGUGCCAGUGGGCUUUUCCGUGCCGUCAUUCGCUGCUCCGGCCGUACCCUAACCACAGAGAGUCGUGCUCUUUCUUCCUACCACCGUUAAGUUCUUGAGAGCAAAUCUCUGGGAGCGGAGGUGCAACUCCAAGCAGCUUCUUCACUCUCUUCCACCAGGAUCCAAUCGACAUGGAGUCGAAGCCCACCUCGGUUUGCCAUGUAGUGGCCUUGCCUUACCCCGGCCGAGGCCACAUCAACCCCAUGAUGAACCUCUGCAAGCUCUUGGUCUCCAAGAAGCCUGACAUCCUCAUCACCUUCGUCGUCACGGAGGAGUGGCUCGGCUUCAUCGGCUCCGACCCGAAGCCCGCUAACGUUCGCUUCGCCACGGUUCCCAAUGUUAUACCGUCGGAGCUCCACCGAGCCAAGAACUUCCCCACCUUCCUGGAAGCCGUCUUCACGAAGCUGGAAGCUCCGGUGGAGCAGUUGCUGAACAGGGUGGAGCUCCCGGUGGCGGCUAUCGUGGCGGACACGUACAUGCUGUGGGCUGUCAGGGUGGGUAAGCGGAGGAAUAUUCCGGUGGCUACGCUUUGGACGAUGUCGGUGUCGGUGUUUUCGGUGUUCCAUCAUUUCGAGAUGCUGAAGCAGAAGGGCCAUUUUCCGGUCGACUUGUCAGAGAGAGGAGAAGAGGAAGUGGACUACAUUCCAGGAGUCGCCAAGACCCGAAUCGCAGAUCUUCCUACGAUCUUCCACGGAAAUGGGCGCCAGGUAUUGGGCGGAGCCCUGGAGUGCACCGCCUGGGCAUCCAAGGCCGACUACUUCCUCUCCACCUCCUUCUACGAGCUCGAAUUCCCUGUCCUGGACGCCCUACAAUCUCAACUCUCUGCGCCCCUCUAUUGCGUCGGCCCCACCGUCCCCUUUAACGGCGGCGGCGACGGAGAUGGAGACGUGGCUUAUCUCCGAUGGCUGGACUCUCAGCCCAGAGGUUCGGUCCUCUACGUCUCGCUCGGGAGCUUCCUCUCGGUCUCCAAGGCUCAGAUGGAGGAGAUGGUGGCCGGGGUGCGGGACAGCGGGGUGCGGUUCCUGUGGGUGGCGCGCGGGGAGACGUCGCUGAUCGAGAGCGCAGGCGAGGAGGAGGACAUGGGAGUGGUGGUGCCCUGGUGCGAGCAGCUGAAGGUGCUGUGCCACCCUUCGGUGGGCGGGUUCUGGACCCACAGCGGGUGGAAUUCCACGCUGGAAGCCAUCUACGCUGGGGUCCCCAUGCUGACGUGCCCCAUCUUCUGGGACCAGGUCCCCAACAGCAAGCAGAUCGCGGAGGACUGGAAGAUCGGGUUGAGGGUUAAGAAGGAAGGUGGUGGCGGCGGUGCUGAGGAUUUAGUCACCCGGCAAGAAAUUGCACGGCUCGUGAGAAAGCUGAUGGAUGUGGAAAGCGACGAGGGGAGAGAAAUGAGGAAGAGAGCAAGAGAGGUGAGAGAGGCGUGUAGACGGGCGGUUGCCAGAGGCGGAUCGUCGGAUCGGAAUUUGGAUGCCUUCAUCAGUGACAUAGCUAGGGCCGAAUGAAUCCGAUAGAGGGAUAUGAUAUGGUGGGGUUAAGUUUUUGCUUUGUAUUUCCAAACGACAAUUUUCAUUUUGUUCAAUCAGACUCUGUUUCCUCUGUU
This is a messenger RNA of Eucalyptus grandis, 1675 nucleotides long. Its product is annotated as UDP-glycosyltransferase 87A1. NCBI's taxonomy places the organism in Eukaryota, Viridiplantae, Streptophyta, Magnoliopsida, Myrtales, Myrtaceae. The transcript is spliced from 2 exons. The coding region runs from base 210 to 1577 and encodes 455 amino acids. The record is from RefSeq and is a predicted model, not a curated record. Gene Ontology annotation, molecular function: UDP-glycosyltransferase activity.